Chaetomium globosum CBS 148.51 is the source of this 1038-nucleotide messenger RNA. RefSeq lists its product as uncharacterized. The coding region runs from base 1 to 1038 and encodes 345 amino acids. NCBI's taxonomy places the organism in Eukaryota, Fungi, Ascomycota, Sordariomycetes, Sordariales, Chaetomiaceae. The transcript has 2 exons. Gene Ontology annotation, molecular function: phosphatidylinositol binding. The record is from RefSeq and is a predicted model, not a curated record.
AUGGCGCCGCCCCUCGAAAUCUCCAUCCCCAGCACCUCCCUGCACACCCCCACCGACAACACCAAGCCAUACACCCUCUACAACAUCACCAUCCGCCUCCCCCUCCGCUCGUUCGUCGUCCAAAAGCGCUACUCCGACUUCGCCGCCCUGCACCAAUCCCUCACCUCCCUAGUCGGCGCCCCCCCGCCCUCCCCCCUUCCCCGGAAAAUCCUGGUUCCGCUCCACCGUCGCCUCCCCCGAACUGACCGAGCAGCGCCGCGCCGGCCUCGAACGCUACCUGCGCGCCGUCGCCGAGCCCCCCGACCGCCGCUGGCGCGACACCCCCGCGUGGCGCGCGUUUCGGAUCUCUCCGCGACUACAUACUGGGGUGCUGAUUGGGAGGCGACCCGGGCCCCGUUGGUCGAUCUGAAUAAGGAGCUGAAGCGCGAGCUGGGGGUGGCGCGGGCUGCGCUGGCGAUGAGGGAGCAUGCUUGUAGUGGGGGGGAGAGGGAGGUGCGGGAGGCGGAGGCCCAGGCGAGGAGGGCGUUGGUGAAGGCGGGGAGUCUGUUAGGGCCGUUGGAGGAGGGGCUGCGCGUGAUGAAGGAGAGUGGGCGGUUGGGGGGUGGCGAGUUUACGAGGAGGAGGGAUGCCGUGGAGGCGGCUAAGUAUGAGAAGGGGUUGUUGGAUCAGCUGGCGGCGGCGUUGGCUACGAGGGGGUCGGGUAGUGGUGGAGGGAAGGAGCAGUCGGGGAGUGAUCGGGUCAAGUUGGUGGGCACGCGCAGGCCCGUGGGGAGGACGAUUGGCGCGCCGCUGCCCGAGACGGAGGAGACGCGCGAGCUGGACAAUGAGGGCGUGCUGCAGCGGCAGAAGGUGGUCACCCAGGAGCAGGACCAGAGGGUGAGCGAGCUGGGCGCGGUGGUCCAUCGGCUGAACCAGCUCGGGACGGCCAUCAACGACGAGGUCAUCUACCAGAACGGCAUGCUGGACCAGGCCAACGAAGCGGCCGACACCCUGGACCGCAAGCUCCGCGUGGCGAACAGACGCGCCAAGAACCUGUGA